Messenger RNA from Callorhinchus milii (elephant shark), 1326 nucleotides. RefSeq names its product cyclin-dependent kinase 6 (gene cdk6). The record is from RefSeq and is a predicted model, not a curated record. Bases 1 to 843 code for a protein of 280 amino acids. Gene Ontology annotation, biological process: protein phosphorylation; signal transduction; regulation of gene expression. Gene Ontology annotation, cellular component: cytoplasm; nucleus; cyclin-dependent protein kinase holoenzyme complex. Gene Ontology annotation, molecular function: ATP binding; cyclin-dependent protein serine/threonine kinase activity; cyclin binding. Lineage: Eukaryota; Metazoa; Chordata; Chondrichthyes; Chimaeriformes; Callorhinchidae. The transcript is spliced from 7 exons.
AUGGAUUCUGAGAUAUUUUACCAGCUCCUCAAGCGACACGAUACUUGUCUACUACCAGAUCUAGUGGAUGACUCAAUGGUAGCAACAGCAUCAGGGUUAUUUGAUGUUUGCAUCGUGUCUCGAACAGACCGAGAGACAAAACUGACCCUUGUUUUUGAACAUGUCGAUCAAGAUUUGACUACCUAUCUGGAAAAAGCCCCAGAGCCAGGAGUACCUCCAGAAACAAUUAAGGAUAUGAUGUUCCAGCUGCUUUGUGGACUAGACUUUCUUCAUUCCCACCGUGUGGUUCAUCGAGACUUGAAACCCCAGAAUAUACUUGUAACCAGCAGUGGCCAAAUCAAGCUGGCUGAUUUUGGUCUGGCUCGCAUUUACAGUUUUCAGAUGGCACUUACUUCAGUGGUUGUCACUUUGUGGUACCGGGCCCCAGAAGUUCUACUGCAGUCUAGCUAUGCAACGCCUGUUGACCUUUGGAGCGUUGGAUGCAUAUUUGCAGAAAUGUUCCGUCGAAGGGCCCUUUUCCGUGGUAAUUCAGAUGUUGAUCAAUUAGGAAAAAUCUUUGAUGUCCUUGGUCUUCCAAGUGAGGAUGACUGGCCUUGCGACGUGGCCCUUCCAAGGGAUGCAUUUUCGUUAAGAUCUGCACAACCCAUACAAGAAAUCGUACCAGAGAUAAAUGAACUAGGAAAAGAUCUGCUGCUGAAAUUUCUGACAUUCAACCCAGAAAAAAGAAUAUCUGCAUUUAGUGCCCUGUCCCAUGCAUAUUUUAUGGACCAUGAGAAACAUACAGAGAAUCAGAACUCAUGUCUAUCUCCGAACCACUCUUCUACCGAAGAGAACACAGCUUAGUAUUUGCAAGGAAUGGACAAGCCUGUGCGAUCUGUUGGACGUUUCUUUCUCACAAGGUUUUGUGUCUCUACCGUUGAAUGAUUGGUCAAACUUUACGCUGGUAAAAGGAUUACUUGACAGAUGGAGUAACAUUUUUACAAUUUGCAAUACCAUCCAUUUGCUGCUUUUGAAACAGAUGUUCCAUUUUUUUUUUGGCGUGAUACCCCAACGGAGGUUUACUGUUUAUUGAAACAAUGCAAAAAAAAAACUGCUGCAGCUUUUUUUUUUCCCUGGGAAAACUCUGGACUGGAUUAGCUGCUGUCUGUUCACCAAUGCUGCAAAUCUUGUUACCUGAAUGUGGAAUGCUGCAAAUGUGAAGAAUUUGGAACACAAAAACCCACAGUCACUGCCAAACUUGCCAGAGUUUUCUCUGUACAGCUGCUAAAGCCAGGAUUGCAAAACAAAUAUAUUGAAAAGGAAAAUAAAAUGUACUGAAUCUCCUAA